Hippocampus comes (tiger tail seahorse) is the source of this 509-nucleotide messenger RNA. RefSeq names its product SNF-related serine/threonine-protein kinase-like. The record is from RefSeq and is a predicted model, not a curated record. Gene Ontology annotation, biological process: intracellular signal transduction; protein phosphorylation. Gene Ontology annotation, cellular component: cytoplasm. The transcript has a single exon. Lineage: Eukaryota; Metazoa; Chordata; Actinopteri; Syngnathiformes; Syngnathidae. Bases 34 to 489 code for a protein of 151 amino acids. Gene Ontology annotation, molecular function: protein serine/threonine kinase activity; ATP binding.
UGAGAUUGAGCCCAAUGUAUUCUUUUCAGAUGUAUGAGGAGGGUGCAACAUCCUAACGUGGUCCGCCUCUAUGAGGUCAUCGACACACCCACGACCCUUUACCUGGUCAUGGAGCUGGCAGAGGGGGGCGACCUGUACGACUACAUCCUUCGCCACGAGACAGGCGUUGCUGAGGGCACUGCCAAACGCCAUUUUGCCCAGAUCGUGCGCGCCGUGGCAUACUGCCACGAGCUCCACGUGGUGCACCGAGACCUGAAGCCAGAGAAUGUGGUGUUCUUUCCGCAGCAGGGGGCAGUGAAACUAACAGACUUUGGCUUCAGUAACUUAUUCAAACCUGGGACCAUGUUGGCCACCAGCUGUGGGUCCCUGGCGUAUUCUGCACCGGAGAUUCUUUUGGGAGAAGAGUAUGAUGCUCCAGCUGUGGGUAAGACUCUUUUAAGAAGACUCUUAUUACUAUGUUUUACUGUGUUACACAAAAUUGUGACUUGAGAUACAGGCACUGUAUGGUG